Fraxinus pennsylvanica is the source of this 366-nucleotide messenger RNA. Lineage: Eukaryota; Viridiplantae; Streptophyta; Magnoliopsida; Lamiales; Oleaceae. The record is from the annotation of a GenBank genome assembly.
AUGGUGGAAAAGGGCAGCAAGGCGAGGAAAGAGGAGGUCGUCGCAAGGGAAUAUACAAUCAACCUCCAUAAGCGCCUUCACGGAUGCACCUUCAAGAAGAAGGCUCCAAAAGCCAUUAAGGAAAUCAGGAAGUUCGCCCAAAAGGCCAUGGGCACAACUGAUGUAAGAGUUGAUGUGAAGUUGAACAAACAAAUCUGGAGCCGUGGAAUACGAAGCGUUCCAAGAAGAAUCCGUGUCCGCAUUGCACGCAAAAGAAAUGACGAUGAAGAUGCUAAGGAGGAACUUUACUCCUUGGUAACUGUUGCAGAAAUUCCCGAGGGAGGUCUCAAGGGAUUGGGCACUCAAGUCAUUGAGGAUGAAGAAUAA